AUGGCCGUGAAAAUGAAUGAUGGCCGCUCAGCACAGCCAACAUGGAGAGCUAGCCCUCAGGGUGAUCGCCCAUACAUGUGUGUCCUGAGGAUUGUGUUGCUGGGGAAAAGUGUGUUGGAAAAUAGAAGAGUGGGAAACUUCAUCCUGGGAAAAGCUGCAUUUGAUGUAAAAGCCACUACAGCACUGGUUGAACAGCACAGUGAAAAAGUCAGAGGACAUGUGCAGGGACGACCCAUCACAGUCAUCAACACUCCUGACUUGUUUCAUCCUCAACUCUCACAUCAUCAGCUCUCAGUGGCAGUGAAAGAGUGUGUGUCCCUGUCUGCUCCAGGACCUCAUGUAUUUAUACUGGUGCUACAGCCUGACAACUUCACAGAGGAGGACAGACACCAUGUGACAGCCAUAAUGAACAAAUUCGGUACUGAAACAAUGAACUACACCAUUGUGCUGACUAUAGGAAAAAGUCCAAUACAUGCCAGAGCAUGGGAUAUGAAUAAGAGUGGCCCAGUUCAGGCAAUCAUCAGAUCCUGCAGCAUGAGACAUCACAUAUUCAUCAACCUUUACGGAUUUGACCGGCAUCAGGUCCUACAGCUCAUAGAGAAGAUAGACCAGAUGCUGGAGGAGAAUGGUGGCCAUUAUUUUUCCUAUCUGCAGCGCUGUGAUUUCACAGUGGCACUGAUUGGGAGUAAUGCUGCUGUCAAGUAUGGAGGAGAAAACAUUCUACUGGGCGAAGAGGAACUUUAUCUGGACCAGUCUGAUCUCAGACAGAUCACACCCAGAACUAGAGAGGUGUCUGGACGCCAUGUGUCAAUGAUCAACAUGCUAGGGCUGCAUGAACUUCCCCAGCAGUCGACUGACACUCACAUCAGCCACUUACUGACCACGAAAAUCCAUGUCUUCCUCUAUGUCUUACCCUUAGGCCUGCUCACAGAUGAGGAUAAGAUGGGCCUGGACUGGCUACAGAGAACAUUUGGUGAAAAGUCUCUGGACUUUGUGAUGAUCCUCUUCACCUAUGAGACUGAAGAUCAGUGUGACUCAGUCAUAGAUGAUCUGAAGAAAAACAGUGUUCUGGAGCAGAUAGUUCAGAAAUGUGGAGGCAGAUAUUACACCUGUGAUAAGAGACUAAACCACCAAUCAGAGAUGAGAACACUGCUGGAGAAGAUUAACAGUCUAGUCUCUGAAAACAAAGGCAAUUAUACGAUUGAGAUGUUUCAAAAGGAGCUGAAAAAAAGGCAACAGAUGAAACUAAACAGUCAGAACCAGAAAGUACAUUUGGAGGUCAGGACCACCUCAGGGGCAAGAAGAGAGAAGGACAAUGAAGAGGACAAAACGUCAGAAAUAGAGGAUCUCAUGAACAGGCUUCAUCUUAAGAAACAUCUUCAACAUAAACUGACCACUGCAGAUGUUAUGGAAAUAAACAGAUUCUCACUGAAGUUAAAGGAUCCACAGACAGAGACAGAGCUGGUUAAUAUAUUCCUACAGGAACUGCUGACAAUGAACUACAGGGCAAGAUACACGGUCGUCAGAGAACAAAUCGCUCAAAUGGAUCAAACAAAACUAAGCACAGAGAAUGAGUAUGAGGAAGAGAGAGAUGAAGGUGACUUUGAUGCUCUAAUUUAUGGGGAGACUGUGGUAAAUGAUGAAAAAGAGGAAAAAUCCCAUAUCCACCCCAUGGAUGUUCAGAUGGCAGUGUUUCACUGUGCUGACAGGUUCCUCCAGCAGUUCAUGGUGACUAAACUGUCACAGUGUCAGUAUGCCCUGCCUCUGCUUGUGCCCAAUCCCUUCAGACAACAGAUUGAGUUUCCUCUGUGGACAUUUCGCCAGAUCAAGAAGAGCUGGAAGUCCACUGAUAUUUCUGGUAAAGUCACCAGCAAAACUGAGCCAGUCUACAUAGUAGAAGCCCCAAUGGUGUCAUUCUUCAGGUUUGGCUCUUUAUCUUCAUCCAAAUCUCAACUGAUGAACAGUCUGAUAAAUGAAAAACACAACACAUUCUUUCACAGGCACUGCCCUGGCAGCAGUAAGACACGCCUUCUGAUGGAUGGAGUUGUUGAGAUUGCCUGGUAUUGUCCCUCUGGAAAAGACACUGAUCAUUUUAAAGACUGUGUUGCAUUAUGUAAUCUCCGUGGAGAUGCAGUAACAAAUGAGAAACAGGUGGAGAUCCUGACCAAAAAUGCCACAGUGAAUGUCACCCUCUCAACCAGUCUUGAUAAAGACACAAAAGUAAAAAGUUUAGUUCAAAAACUCUUCAACUCCCCCACACCCCUUAUUUGCCUUCUCAGUGAAGAGAACUCCCCUCUAAAGAGGAUUCGAACAGGAAAGUACAGACUGGGACUGAAAGAUAGAAACCACGCUGAUGUGUCUGCAGAACUAAGAAGAGCCAUCAGAGAGUGUCUGUCAAUCUCACCUCGCACUUUUAAACUGGAGGAAUUGGUUAAAAACACACAGAUCACAGUAGAUGAAGAGAGUGGAGACUGUAAGAGAGGGAAGGAAGCUGCACUCCAGGUAAUGAACCUACUGAAGGGAGAGGAACUGUCCACAAUAAAACAGACAUAUCUGCCCUGUCAGGGUGAACUGUGGCAUGACUGGUGUCAGAAGAACAAAGAACUACAUCGACUUCAGGGAACAAACGUAGAGGCCACCAAGAGUAACACACAAGAGCAAAUGAGACAAGUAAGAGAGCAGCAGAGGGCCUCUGGCUUCAGUGAGCUUUUGAAACUAUUUGUCGGAAGUUUGCAGUCCUUGCUGGCUAAUGAGAAAAGAUUCUUUCUGAAAUGGUUCAGGAUCCUGUUGGAUGAUCUGAUCUCAGACAAACUUUCACAUCUACGUCAUCACUCUGAACAAGCACAGCUUGAAAUCAUUUCCAGUGAACUUAAUGCAGCAACAUGUGGUGUUGAACACAUCUUUAGAGAAAUGGGUCAGAUCUAUGAGGCCUGGGCAUCCGUCAAAAACACAAAAACAGACAGGAAUGAUAAAAACAUAUCUUCCCUUCCUGAUUUAGCUGCAGAACUCAUGAUAUCUGGACACCCAAUGGAGCUGAUGGAUGGUGAUGCUGCUCAUGUUCCUUUAAUCUGGGUCACUGCUGUUCUAGAUGAGGUCAUCAAGAGACUGGGAGAACAGAGAGUCUUUGUGCUGUCAGUUUUAGGUCUCCAGAGCACUGGGAAAUCCACAAUGCUGAAUGCCAUGUUUGGACUCCAGUUUGCAGUCAGUGCUGGCAGGUGCACCAGAGGAGCUUUCAUGCAGCUGGUCAGAGUCACAGAGGAGAUGAAGAAAGACCUGAAAUUUGACUAUAUUCUAGUUGUUGAUACUGAGGGACUUAGAGCUCUGGAACUGGCUGGGAGAUCAACACAACACCAUGACAAUGAACUGGCCACAUUUGUUGUUGGUCUUGGAAAUAUGACAUUGAUCAAUAUCUUUGGAGAGAACCCUGCUGAGAUGCAGGACAUCCUUCAGAUUGUUGUUCAGGCCUUCCUGAGGAUGAAGAAGGUCAGACUGUCUCCCAGCUGUGUGUUUGUUCAUCAGAAUGUUGGAGACAUCACAGCUGGAGAUAAAACCAUGGAAGGAAGGAGAUGUCUACAGGAGAAACUGGACCAGAUGACGAAGUUAGCUGCUAAAGAAGAAGUCUGUGAUGUAGGAUAUUUUAAUGAUGUAAUUUCCUUUGAUGUACAGACAGAUGUGAAGUACUUUGAUCAGCUGUGGGAAGGUAGCCCACCCAUGGCUCCACCAAACCCAUCUUACAGUGAGAAUGUGCAGAACCUGAAGAAAACUAUUCUCUCCCAGGCCUCCCGCUCAAAUGGUGUUACAUUAACUCAUUUUAAAACACGUAUCCAAAAUCUGUGGGAGGCACUGCUGAAUGAAAAUUUUGUUUUUAGUUUCAAAAACACACAUGAAAUUUCUGUGUACAGGAAACUAGAGGAAGAACAUGGGAAAUGGGCCUGGAGUCUCAGGAGUGCCAUGUUGAAAGUGGAAGACAAACUGCACACUAGAAUAAAAAACAAAAAUAUAAAUCAAGUCCUGGAGGAAGACCUUGCGGGUGAAAUGGCAGAGACAUUUCAGGCAGUAGAACACUCAAUGAAUCAGUAUUUUGAAGAGGAUUUUGAAAAGGACAUUUUGAUUCAGUGGAGGAAGAAAUUUGAAGAAAAAACCAGAGUGCUACAUACAGAGCUAUUGAGAGAGGCAAAAAGAAAGAUGGAUGAUAUAAUCAAUCAGAGAGAAGCUCACAAAAAACUGGAUGAGAAGAAGACUCUGUAUGAGGGGAAACUGUUAGAAAAGAGCAAAGAGCUGGCAUUAAAAUUUAAACACAAGGCCAAUGAUGAGAAUGAACUAAAGAGAGAAUUUGACUUAGUGUGGAGAACGUGGGUUUCAGAGUUGACUAAAGACACUCCCCCAAUCCAAGACAUUGACAUAUCAAAGGAUGUGACGCAAAUCCUCACUGAUAUCAGUGACUGGACUUAUAUGCAAGAAAGCAAGAGAAAUGAAAACUACAAAACUAUACAAUCUGUGAGUGACUUUUCCGACUAUGUAACCAUGAUCAAAAAGCAUAAAUUGUCAGUUUGGACGAACAGAUUAAAUCCAGAUGACCAACAUUCCAUAAGGGAGUUUGUCGGCAAAAUCAUUGAUCUUACAAAUGACUUUGCAAAGACAAAACCAGUUGCAGAGAUGGGCUACAAUUCGAGCUACAUUCGAGAGAUAGUACACAUUGUCAAGAGCCACAUCAAGGAGCGAAACUCAAAGUCAACAAAAUAUUUAUUAAAUAAGGAGUUCACUGUGGAUCUCUCACUCUUUGUGUGUGAAAGUGUCAGUAACAUAUUUGGUGAGCUCCACAAGGUCUUCAGAGAGGCAAAUGACCCAUUUAUUUAUCUAGAAAAGAGGAAACCAGAGUUCUACAGUAUCUUCCAGAAGUACUGUCAAGGAGCAACAUCUACAGCAGUUUUUGGCAGUUUAAUCUGUAGUGGACUGAGAGGUCCAAUCCUGCAGAGUGUGUACAAUAAGACUGCCACUGAUUUAGCUGGAGAAAUCAAGGUUAAUGUCCCAGCAUUCAGUGGGAACCGGUCUAACAUGGAGAAACACAUUCUGAGGUCGCUUGCUGAAGAAGAGAACUUUGACAAAUACAUGAUGUACAUUGAGGACCCAAGGCAACACUUUGAGCAUUUCAUUAAAGAUGGAGUUAGUGGCUACAUCAGUAGGGAUAAUCCCAAAGCCCUCACCAUGAUUAAAGGCCACAUUAAACACAAACAGCAAUGCAUAAUCACUGCAGCACAGACAGCAACAGCUCAAGUCAAACGGAAGAAAGGAGAUGCCAACAUGUGGCUGACGAGUUUUUCAGACAGUUUCUCUGCUGAGGUUAUAUACAGUACUUAUCACCUCAGUGGUCAGAACUGUCAGGACAUCACUGACUUUGACCUUCUGGAGGAGGUGGUGAAAAGAGAAAUCAACACAGUGAUUGAAGAGCUGAACAGCAGCUUCACCCGUCUGUCUGAUCUCAAAAUGAACAUGUUCAGGAGGAGGCCUGAUGAGAUUCUGAUCAAACACUUCUGUCAGUGCUGCUGGGUGCAGUGUCCCUUCUGUAAAGCCGUCUGUACCAACACUAUAGAGGGACACACAGAGGAUCACAGUGUCCCUUUCCAUCGCCCAGUUGGAAUAAAUGGGAAUUAUUAUGCGAACACAUCUGAUAUUUUCAUUGACUUUUGCACAACUGCAGUAGCAAGUAAUCGGGAGUUCCACACAUCACCUGAGUCAAAUGAAGAAUUUCUUUUCAAAAAAUACAGAGAUGCAGGUCCACCAUACUCUGACUGGAGCAUCACCCCUGACUUCUCUGACCUGCCAUAUUGGAAGUGGUUUAUUUGUCGGUUCCAGGCUGAUCUGGAAAAGUGCUUUAACCUCAAUUUCCGGGGGAAAGGGGAGAUUCCUAGUGAAUGGAGGAACUGCACAAAAGAGGAGGCCAUUGAGAGUUUAAAGAAGUACAUCUAA
Molecule: messenger RNA, 5967 nt
Organism: Chanos chanos (milkfish)
Lineage: Eukaryota; Metazoa; Chordata; Actinopteri; Gonorynchiformes; Chanidae
Product: interferon-induced very large GTPase 1-like
Exons: 6
Coding region: 1-5967 (1988 amino acids)
Molecular function (GO): GTP binding
Source: RefSeq, a predicted model, not a curated record